This is a messenger RNA of Drosophila sechellia, 4174 nucleotides long. RefSeq names its product alpha2-adrenergic-like octopamine receptor (gene Octalpha2R). Gene Ontology annotation, biological process: G protein-coupled receptor signaling pathway. NCBI's taxonomy places the organism in Eukaryota, Metazoa, Arthropoda, Insecta, Diptera, Drosophilidae. The transcript has a single exon. Gene Ontology annotation, molecular function: G protein-coupled receptor activity. Gene Ontology annotation, cellular component: plasma membrane. The record is from RefSeq and is a predicted model, not a curated record. Bases 1036 to 1860 code for a protein of 274 amino acids.
AAAUAAGAGAGUGCGAGCGGAGAGAAUUUCCCACGGUGGAAAACGACAACAAACGAACGAAUGCUGCCGCACACGACCGAAGCCACUGGCUGUUGUGGACGGCGAUUUUGGUAGCAAGCUGGGCGACUGGGCGAUGAAUCCGCCAGCGGAUGGCGUUCAGUUAGGAUGUGCAGUUCCAGCGGUGCGAACGUGUUCCGGGCGCGCCAAUUGGCCAAGUAGCCGAAAGCAGCCAAAAGAGCCAACCAAUUUCAGCCGGAACGGCAACAGUUUUCAACUCGAAGACAGCGCCAAAAUAUGCCAACGCCUGAUUGAGGGCCAAAAUCGCGGUCGUGCGUUUUUGUGUAAAUAAACAGAAAACAUCAGAUCAGAAACCACAUUGAAAUCAAAUUCAAAGUCGAGCCGAACAAAAACAUCAGCGCAUCGUUUAUCACAGAGAAUAAGAUACAGAUCCGCACAAUUUAUUUUUCGGUUUCAGUGGAAGAGCACAAGUUAUUCACAUUUGUUUUACUAAAUGCCAGCGUGCGGAGUGUCUGACCGAUGAGUCGGCCAGCAGCGAGCGCGUAACGUAUACGCCAUGUGAGCCGGAUCGAUGGGAUCGUAUUCCGGCCAAGCCACAAUGCCAUCCUCCUGUAAAUAGCCAGCAGCCUUUUCUACUCGCGUCUCUGUCAAAUGUGUGUCCGUGUAUCCGCCACUGUAUAUACUGUAGACUCUAAUUGUUUAAACCACAAUAAAAAACGAAACCAAGCAAAGAAUAAAUAAAUAUAAAAAAAAAUAGAAACGCGCGUGUUUUGGCCACAGAACGCGCAGCACACACAAGUUUCGGUGCAAAAACGGGUAUAAAUAAGCGAAAUAAUAAUAUGCGAAUGCUGUAGGAAUACUUAAAUUAUUAGGAUUAAUCGAUUGGAAUUUCGCGCGCAAUAAGAACUAAUUAUAAACACGGGCAGCAUGGGACCAAUCAGACUCUAGAGCUAGCCACGCAUCCACAAAGUUAGUUGGACGAACGCUAUCACGAUCACGAUCACUAUCACGAUCACAAUGGAUUAUAGCCGACUGAAUGCCAACAUCAAUACGGGCAACAUCAGCACCGAUGACUUUCUGGCCGUCUUCUCGACCGGAAAGCCGGACAAUGCCACCCUCAAUCCGCCCCUGCUCAGUGUCGAUGGUCAGCUGACCCUGCCGCCGGGAUCAGGAUAUGUCAAUGUCAAUGAUACGAUAUUCUUCCUGAAUGGCAGCUUCUACAACAGCAGCCUGCAGCUGGCGGCGGGUUUCUAUAAUCAAAGCAGUGCUUCCGGGGCGACAGCGGGCAAUCUGACCAAUCCGAAUCACACAGAAGUCCACUGGGAUGGCCGGUAUCCCAGUGGAUAUACGCUUACGCACAUCGUGAUCGCCUCCAUCAUUGUGACCAUCCUGAUGAUCAUCAUCGUGGUGGGCAACAUGCUGGUGAUCAUAGCCAUUGCCACGGAGAAGUCCUUGAAGAAUAUACAGAACUGGUUCAUUGCAUCGCUGGCGGUGGCCGACUUCUUUCUGGGCCUCAUCAUCAUGCCAUUCUCGCUGGCCAAUGAGCUGAUGGGCUACUGGAUCUUCGGCAGCUGGUGGUGCGACAUCCACUCCGCAAUGGAUGUACUCCUCUGCACCGCCUCGAUCAUGAACCUGUGCCUCAUCUCGCUGGACCGCUACUGGAGCAUCACCAAGGCCGUCGACUAUCUAAAGUCGAGAACUCCGGCGCGAGCCGCCGUCAUGAUCACGGCGGUCUGGAUUAUGUCCGCCCUCAUCUGCAUACCGCCGCUCCUCGGCUGGAAGGUGAAGAUGCCCGAGGGACCGCUGCCGAAGUGCGAGGUAAGUGGCAAGUUGUGCUCCUAAGUGGCGCAAUAAUCCACAUCCCAUGCGAAAUUGACGCCAAUUGACGGCAAUUGACGUUGCCCCACCGACAAUCGAACAAUGAAAAUUCAGACACGGGUUGUGGAAUUGAAAAGCAUCGUGUGUGUUGCCCAAUUGGCUGUUUUCUAGAUGAUGUGUAUGGAAUAUGGAGGAUUACUUAACUUUAAUGAAAUUCUGUUCUUCAAACCAUAAUCCACUAAUAAAUAUUUUCAAAUUCUUUGAAUAGAUACAAAAAUUUAUUUAUAAAUCACCACAGAUUUUUAGUUGAAACACACAGUUAAAGUCUGUGUCACUAUUAUUUUUUACGAACUUUUUUGAUGGUUUUUUAACAAGGCAUAUAUUUAGCUGAAGAUUUCAGGUCUCAAAAUGUUUACAAAAAAAGUCUUUAUAAAGUAGCACAUAAUGGCAUUUUUAUUUUCUUACCAGUCUAGGAACAUCUGUAUAAAAAUAGGCCAAAUGUAUUCAUAAUUUAUUUCCGUAAUGUCUUAAUAAUUUACCGUGGCUAUUUUAAGCAAUAUUUUCUAGCCCGAUAUAGCCACUUUUUGCACGUCAAGAGAUGCCAUCGCUGCCGAGUACUUAUAUUUGCGAACAAUAAAGCGGUGAAUGGCUAAAAUGCUGGCCAAAAGCUCGGCUAGCAACAUGCAAAGCGCAAAAUUGCGGCCUCUUUCUAUGCAAAUUUGCAAGUUGUCGGCACGAUUGUCAGAUGAUUCGGCGAUGCCUUGGCUGUUGGUGGAAACCAACCCACAUUCACAUCCCCUCGAUUCUUGGGUCACGCAGGGAAUAAACGCAGAAAUAUUUAUGCAUAUGAGUGGUGGCUACAUUCCGAGUGUGUCUAAUUCCGCCAGCUGGAGGCGCCCCGACUGCCUAAUACAGAUGCAAACGACUCUAAGCCAGGUCCCAAAAAGUAGGCUAUAAUGCAUAAAAAUAUGCGCAUUAUCAUGCGGGUUUGCCAGUUGCUGAGUUUGAAUUUCUGUGGAGCACAUACCACCAUGCAUAGAAGCCUUUCAGUGUGCAUGUGUGCCUGUUUGUGGGGCAAAAACGUAACAAACUAGCUGGAAAAUUCAGAAGAGAAAUUCCCCCCAUUCAAGGCAAGACAAAACAUCAGUAGCUGCCACAAGCUGCCUCGUUUUUUCGGGAAAAUUCCUUAAAUUUUGCCACUAAUUGAAAACGCCCUUCACUAGGGAAUCAAUCGAUGCAGUCACUCACAUACUCGCCGAAGUCAACGAGAAAAACGCUCAAUCACAACGACUGACUGACUGACCCCUUCGACUGCUGGCUGCUAUUGGCACAGAAUUCGCUUCUGGCCCCCCCAGGAAUUCCAGCUUUAAGUGGCCAUUUUGCGCAAUGGAACUCAGCAGUGGCAAACAAUUUAAAUCGUUUAAAAAACUUUACACCGAAAAGCUGUGCCAGUGAAUGAAAGUGGCCAGUGGUGGGUUAAACCACAAUAUUAUUUAUUGCAAUCAUGAUAAAUGCGAAGCAAAAUGGAAAAUGCAAAUAGCCCGGGGCAUUCCCCUCCAUAUCGUUUCUAUCUGUAUCUCGCCUGUCUCCAGAAUUCUUGAUUAAUUUUUAUAUUUUCCCUCCACACGCACAACACACACACACACAUUGGACAGCAAAUAAAAAGCAGAAAAAAAUGAGAACAUAAUAAAGUAGCAGAACAUAAUAAUAGAGUGGAUGGCGAACGAAAAUAUCCUAAUAUAGAGGACUGCUUACGUAAAGUUUGCCAUUCAAAUUAACCUUGAGACAAUAAAGGCGCUGGAAACUGGGACGAAGGCACUUAUUUACGAUGGCCAGCGUCCAGUUUCGCAUAUUCCGGCCAAAUGCUGGCACAUUAAUCAAGCCUAAGUGGCCCGGAUAAAGUUCCAGCUACGGCGAAUGAGCAAACAUGUUUUUAGCCCAAUUUUAACCAGUCUAAACAGCACAAAAUGACAAUUUUUAAUGGCGAAACUUUUGUACUUACGGACAUGAGUUGGCCCGUUCUACGACGCUUACAGCCAUCGACUAACUUCUGAAUCCUUAUUCCACCUUAUUCCGAGCACUCAAAUCAGCAUGGUGACAACAAAUGCCACAUCAACCGGGCAAAUCCACUUCACCUAGCAACCGACUACUCUGAUAAAAAAGAAAGAUACAUCUAGUUUUCAAUCAGAUACUUUCUACGUAAAUGUAUCUUGCAGGUGGUAGAAUUAUACGAGUUAGAUGUUCGCAGUUAUAUAUAAUUUCGGUUUUACUAAGAUUAAAAUUGACGAUUGGCCAUUAAUGUAAUGCAAAUUAUUAAAAUGUUGACCUGUAAUUUUAA